Elgaria multicarinata webbii is the source of this 3365-nucleotide messenger RNA. It is a transcript of the gene ADARB1, whose product is annotated as adenosine deaminase RNA specific B1. NCBI's taxonomy places the organism in Eukaryota, Metazoa, Chordata, Lepidosauria, Squamata, Anguidae. Gene Ontology annotation, molecular function: double-stranded RNA binding; tRNA-specific adenosine deaminase activity; double-stranded RNA adenosine deaminase activity. The transcript has 10 exons. The record is from RefSeq and is a predicted model, not a curated record. Gene Ontology annotation, biological process: RNA processing; adenosine to inosine editing. Bases 217 to 2313 code for a protein of 698 amino acids. Gene Ontology annotation, cellular component: nucleolus; cytoplasm.
CGGGGCCGGCGGAGCGGCAGGCAGCCCGGCAGGCAGCCAGGCAGGCGCGGAGUCCGCGGGCCGAGGGAGCGCGGCGGUGACGUCCGACCUCCUGCGGCGUUGGCGGCAGAAGGGGCCAGUGCGGCGCCGAGACGAGGGGCGGCGGGCGCGGCUGCCAGGGCGCUGCGAGAAAGAAUCAGUUUACGCCAGUCUAGAACCCUGAAGAACUAUUUAACAAUGGACAUAGAUGAUGAAGAAAAUAUGAGUUCAGGCAGCACUGAUGUUAAAGAGAACCACAACAUGGACAACAUUUCAUCUAAAGAUGGGAGUGUGCAAGGUACCAGGGAGGGAAAUCAACUCUCCAAUGGUGGUGCCACUAGCAGCAGGAAACGUCCAUUGGAAGAAGGGGAUGAUGGGCGCUCCAAGUUCCGCUCAAAGAAGAGGAAGAAAACACCGGGGCCGGUCUUGCCCAAGAAUGCUCUUAUGCAACUGAAUGAAAUCAAGCCUGGUUUACAAUACAAGCUUCUCUCCCAAACAGGACCAGUUCAUGCCCCAAUUUUUGUGAUGGCAGUAGAAGUUAAUGCACAGGUGUUUGAAGGUUCUGGCCCUACAAAAAAGAAAGCAAAGCUCCAUGCAGCCGAGAAGGCUCUAAGGUCCUUUGUUCAGUUUCCUAAUGCCUCUGAAGCACAUCUAGCAAUGGGGAGAACUCUUUCAGUAAAUACAGACUUUACCUCUGACCAGGCAGAUUUCCCAGACACACUGUUCAAUGGGUUUGAAAAUCCAGUCCAUUCUGACCAUUCAUUUUAUUUGGAAUCCAAUGGAGAUGGUUCCUUUAGUCCCAGUACAGACUACAGUUUAUCAUCUGCUGUGGCUAGUAAUCUUAUCCAGUCAUCUCUUCCUGCUCCAUCACCAUAUCCUUCGACAAGUGGGAAGAAUCCAAUCAUGAUAUUGAAUGAGCUUCGGCCAGGAUUAAAGUAUGAGUUCCUUUCAGAAAGUGGAGAAAGUCAUGCUAAGAAUUUUGUGAUGGCGGUGUCAGUGGACGGCCAAACAUUUGAAGGAUCUGGAAGAAACAAAAAACUUGCAAAGGCUCGGGCAGCUCAGUCAGCACUUGCAUCUUUAUUUAACAUGCAACUGGAUCAGACACCAUCUCACCAACCUAUUCCCAGUGAAGGGCUUCAGCUGCACCUGCCGCAGGUUUUGGCUGAUGCUGUUGCUCGCUUGGUAGUAGAUAAAUUCAGUGAUUUGACAGAUAACUUUACGUCACCACAUGCACGUAGAAAAGUGCUAGCUGGAGUUGUCAUGACAACAGGUACUGAUGUGAAAGAUGCUCAGGUUAUAAGUGUUUCUACAGGAACAAAAUGUAUUAAUGGAGAAUAUAUGAGUGACCGUGGUCUUGCAUUGAAUGAUUGCCAUGCAGAAAUUAUAGCUCGGAGAUGCCUGCUUAAAUUUCUCUAUACACAACUUGAAUUGCUCUUAAGUAAUAAGGAAGAUCAACAAAAAUCUAUUUUUAUGAAGUCAGAACAGGGUGGCUUUAAAUUGAAAGAAAAUGUGCAGUUUCACCUCUAUAUCAGCACCUCCCCUUGUGGCGAUGCUCGGAUUUUUUCACCACACGAAGCAGCGCAAGAAGAUCAGGGAGACAGACAUCCGAAUCGGAAAGCAAGAGGACAGCUGCGAACUAAAAUUGAAUCUGGAGAAGGAACCAUUCCUGUUCGAUCUACAACUACAAUCCAGACAUGGGAUGGAGUACUUCAGGGAGAAAGAUUACUUACUAUGUCAUGCAGUGAUAAGAUAGCUCGGUGGAAUGUGCUUGGUAUUCAAGGAGCAUUACUUAGCCUUUUUAUGGAGCCAAUUUACUUCUCUAGCAUUAUCUUGGGGAGCCUAUACCAUGGCGAUCAUCUAUCUAGGGCAGUAUACCAACGGAUAGCAGAGAUAGAAGAUCUUCCACCUCUCUAUAUGCUUAACAGACCUUUACUCAGUGGUAUUAGCAAUGCUGAAGCCCGCCAACCAGGGAAAGCGCCUAAUUUCAGUGUAAACUGGACAGUCGGAGAUGCUGGUCUAGAAGUUAUUAAUGCUACAACAGGCAAGGAUGAGCUGGGUCGGGCCUCCCGUCUUUGUAAACAUGCAAUGUUUAGUCGCUGGAUGCGCAUUUAUGCAAAGCUUUCUUCUAGCCUUCGCUCAAAAGUCAGUAAACCAAACCUGUAUCAUGAAACUAAGCAGGUAGCUGUAGAAUAUCAAACUGCCAAAGAGUGUUUGUUUAAAGCGUUUUUGAAGGCAGGGCUUGGAGCCUGGGUAGAGAAGCCCACAGAACAGGAUCAGUUUUCCUUCAUAGUUUGACCUGUGAACUGACUGCACUUCGUUUGGAAUAGGAGCUAUGGUGGAAACUCCAACAUCCAGCACCAACAUUUCAUCUAUACAGUUAUAACAGGAGCUUUUAAACCUUUGUUAUUUUUGGAGGGGUCUGAUUUGUGACCAAGUUUAUUUUAUUUUUUCCCUGAAGUAUUAAACUAAUCUAAAGAACUUCUGUCUGCAGGGGGGCGGGGGGAGCCACAAUACAACUGACUUAAAGUGAUUCCUCUGGAAAAUUUAGAAAUUAUUUUAAUGCAUUGUUUCCAAGUGCAUGAUUAAUGUAAAUCACAUAGGAUUUUACACUAUAUUUUGAGUACGUGGUUUGAUUUUGUGUUCUUUUAGUCUGUGAGACAGAUAACUUAUGCACCUCUUUUAGAUUUUUAUUUUUAAAUUGAUUAAGCAUAUAGGAAGGAUACAGAUUAUAAACACAGACUGGAGUUUGUAUAGCUAGUUUCCCCUGCUUCCUUGUUCUUUAAAAACCAGCUGCUGAAAAAUGUGUGUCUUUGAUGUAUGUAUUUAUUAAUCUGUGAAGCAAUUUUUAACAUGCUACUUUUUAUUCUAUUUUAAACUACUUGUCUUCACUUCCAUUUACAUAUAUUGUGAAAUUAUUUGGGGUUUUUUACCAUUGUAAACUGGAAACAAAAAAUAUUUGUAAUUUAGACUUUAUUGUUCAAAAACCAUUUUAGACUUUGUUGUUCAAAAAAGAGUUUAGAAGAUGUUUUUGUUUCACAGGAACUCAUUGAAAUACAACAAUAAUAUUACCAGUGAUGUGGUAAUUUGUAACACUUAAUUUGUGAGGAAAUAUACUGACUUGCCAAAAACCAACGAACACUACACCUGUUAAAUUAUUAGAGGGCAAAAUAUUUUUUAAACUAUGUGUUCCUCAGAGUUCCAUCUUAUUUUCGCCAAAACUAUUCUGUCUCUUUGAAGUUACAUUGCCUGUGAUUGUACACAUAUGGAUAUAAAACUAUCUACCCAGAUUAUUCUGAAAUACAGUUGUGUUUGAUCUAGUACAAUAGGAAUAAAUAUUGGGAACGUUA